Molecule: messenger RNA, 2340 nt
Organism: Ramularia collo-cygni
Lineage: Eukaryota; Fungi; Ascomycota; Dothideomycetes; Mycosphaerellales; Mycosphaerellaceae
Product: related to triacylglycerol lipase
Exons: 1
Coding region: 1-2340 (779 amino acids)
Biological process (GO): lipid metabolic process
Source: RefSeq, a predicted model, not a curated record
AUGCGGGAACGCCGCAGUGAGAGUCUCCAUGUCGAGUUUGAACGUCAGUCUCGAAAGUUGCCACUCCUAAAUCCUGACCAGGAGGAUUUCUCAACUGGAUCUACUCAGGCCGCAGAAGCCAAGUUUAUCACGCCCUUGGAUCCUGUGAUUGAGACGGUCCAAGGACAGCGCCUACCAGUCAUACCUGUAGCAGAGGCAGUUAAACUCAACAAACUCAAAAACUCAGUGGAGGGCCAUGAGUCCUUCUACCCACCACAGUCCGCGCUGCGGGAGGGCAAAGAUGGCUCCAGGUACGGUGCAAGAAUCGCGAGGCCUGGCUCGGAGAAACAGAGCGAAGAAGCAGACGCUCCGUUGAGGCACGCCAUUCCAAAGUCACGCACGAACCCGCUGUUUCCAGACUUGCCCGUCUAUGGUCCACCGACACGGUUGAGAUCCUUGCAAUGCUGGUUCUUUCGUGUGGUCUCUUCAGUGCUGUCGCUGUGCUUCCUGAUUGUCAUCGUCUUGGGAGCAGUUUUCACAGGUCUCYCCAAGCUUCUUCACCCCACAAAGCUUCAAGUCUCGGGUAAAAAUCGCCCAUUCCAUGCAGAAGAACUGAGACGGCGGCAGGAACGCAAAGCGGCAGAAAAGGAAUGGGUGCAGACAAAGAAACAUCUCAAUGCUCAGGCGCCUUCUGGCGAAAAACAAGACUUACCGCAAGAUGGCCAAUUCAUCCCAACAGAAGGAGGCCCGGACCCACUGUGCGUCGACAUGGCUUACUAUGCCCGUCGCGUGGGGUUGGAUGCAGAGUGCUUUGAUGUGCAGACUGAAGAUGGGUUCAUUAUCGAGCUCUGGCAUAUCUACAACCCAAGAGAGUAUGUGAGACCUCCUCAGUCGUCUCGCGAGAUACGAUCUCCCGAUAUCUUCCAGACGUCUGUAUCCUCACCUUGCUACGCCGAGACUUCCCGAGCAUUCCCAGAAGGCAGGAAGAAGUAUCCCGUUUUGAUGAUGCAUGGACUCCUGCAGUCCGCCGGUGCUUACUGCGCAAACGACGACGACAGUCUUGCUUUCUACCUUGCAAAAUCCGGCUACGAUGUGUGGCUCGGCAACAAUCGAUGCGGCUUUGACCCGAAGCACACUUCUCUUCAGUAUGAGGAUCCUCGAUUCUGGGCGUGGAAUGUACGCCAAAUGGGGGUGAUGGAUCUUCCGGCUCUCAUCAGUCGAGUGCUUGCCGAGACGGGCUUCCCCAAGCUAGGACUGAUAGCACACAGCCAGGGUACCACGCAGACACUUGUUGCUCUUGCUAAAGAACAGAGGCCGGAGAUUGGCGAGAAGAUCAGCGUGUUCUGUGCUCUGGCGCCGGCCGCAUAUUCGGGCCCGUUGAUCAAGAAGGCAUACUUUCGCUUCAUGCAGCUCAUCAGUCCUGGUAUGUUCCGGCUGAUUUUCGGCAUUCACGCUUUCAUUCCGAUCAUGGGGUUCGCUCAUACAGUCUUACCGGGCAGACCAUUCUCGUGGAUGGGCUAUCACGUGUUCUCGUUCUUGUUCUCAUGGUCAGACAGUCGAUGGGAUCGAGAUAUCCGCAAUCGCAUGUUUCAGUGGGCACCUUCAUAUGUGUCUGCAGAGAGCAUGGCAUGGUGGCUGGGAAGGACCGGCUUUGCUAAGCAGAAGUGCAUUCUCUCCACCAGAGAGGAAGGGCAGAUUGAAGACGAGGAGGAUGAGGAGGAUGAUGCUGCUCUUCGGGCGUACUACGCAGAUAAGGAGCCACACCUGUCAGAGCGGGAGAAACUGCAAAGGAGCUUGACUGCGUACCGUCGCGGAAGCAUCGCGAUACACCAAUUUCAAAACAAGCGGGGCAGAUUUGCGUGGUAUGAUGAUCGGUUCCCUCCGCUGGCUCUUUGGGUCGCCGGAGCCGAUGACUUGGUAGACGGACGAAGACUUCUUCGUCGUUUCGAGCGAGGACGUGAGCCACACGUCAAUAUCGUCCAUCAGAAAAUCAUCGAGGGAUACGAACACCUUGAUGUAAUCUGGGCAAUGGACGCCAUCGAAAAGGUGGGAAAAGAGGUCAGAGAGGUCAUCUGGAGGACCGCCAGCCUGGAGAGUCAGAAGCAAUGCCGGACACCCAUUGGCUGCGACAAACCGCACGAAGAAGAACCACACCCCCAGGACGUACCGAUGGUAUACAGUGGGGGAAGGGAAAGGAUGGCUAGUAUCAGUCAGAGUGCCUCCAAGGUUGGAACGGGAGAGCUUCAGAUUGACGCUUCCAAAAACGCAAAAGCGGAUCAGCAGAAGUACCGAGAAAGUCGAGAGGAAGCCCGGAGCUAUGCAGACACAAGCGACGGUAGCGAGACCUCCGAGAAACCAUAG